Molecule: messenger RNA, 1099 nt
Organism: Tripterygium wilfordii
Lineage: Eukaryota; Viridiplantae; Streptophyta; Magnoliopsida; Celastrales; Celastraceae
Exons: 2
Coding region: 61-657 (198 amino acids)
Source: RefSeq, a predicted model, not a curated record
UAUACAAGUUUCUUUGUUGUUUCACUGCCUCAUUUUUUUACAUGUCACUAGUUUGGGAGAAUGAGUAGGAAAGGGAAGGAAACUUUGGUAGAGACAGAGGGUGGUAAAUUUAAAUGGGAUAAUGACUCUACCAAAAUUUUCUUGGAUAUGCUACAUGUUUGGAAGAAGAAAAAUAUUGGCCUAUUGAAGUGGGAUAAAAUUUCGGAAGAGUUUAAGAAAGUUAGUGGGUUGAGCUGCACCCCACAGAAGUUGAAGACGAAACACGACAAUAUGAAACAGAAUUGGCAGUUGUUUAAUAGGCUUAUGACUGUUGAGACAGGUCUUGGCUUCAAUUCUGAAACAGGCAAGGUCCAGGCAAGUGAUGAUUGGUGGGCAGCUCGAAUUCAGGAGAAUAUUAACUUCAAGAAGUUUAAGACAACUGGAUUGCCUCUACGUGAAGAGCAAGAUAAGUUGUGGGGUGGCCAAACAGCUACUGGGGAUGACUGCUUCACUCCUGCUAUUGUAGUGGAGGAUGGAUUUCCUGAAACCUUUGGAGAUGAUUGCUACACUCCACAACCAUUUCAAGCAGAUUCAGAACAUUUUUUUGAUACUAUGUCAACUGGUUCAUCACCUGUGAAGGCAAGCACACCACUUCAAGGUUCUGCCUCAACAGUUUGAAGCCGCAAGAGGAAGAAAGCCACGACAGAAGAUGUAAAGGAUCCUGAGUUUAAGGGAAUGUGUACUGAAGUUCAAUGCACAAGCAAAGAACAAUGAUCGUAUUUUGCUUCUAAAAAAGAACACUACGAGGUAAAAAAGGAAAUUGCAUACGAGAAGAAGGAAAUUCGCCAAAAGAAGACAGAACCAAUGCCUCCUGUUGUUCCAGUUCCAGUUCGGUAGCCAGUGCAGCCUAUUCAGCCUUUGGUUCCAGUUGAUCCAUCAUACGAUGCAUUUGUGAAGGCCUUAGUGGAGUUAGACCUUGAAUUUGCACAUCCUGAGAUGUUUUACUUUGCUGUGGAACUAUUCUUUUCGACUCCGCACAGGCAACUGUUCUUGGCUUUACCAGUUAGUGCUAGUUAUGGUUUUAUUGGGCGUCUACACAAGAAGAAUGCUGGAACCUCGU